AAAAGCGGAGGAAACACAAAAGGACUGCUCGCGAAACGGCUUUUAAGCCCCUUGUUUGUUGUAAACAGAAUGAUUGGUUUCCAAAUUACCCUGGUGUUUAUAUGGUAUUUAUUUGUGUCUGCCGGAGCGCGGAGAGCGGGUGCUGAAGACGGAGAGACUUCGGAGAAAAUUAACAGCGCAAGAUGCACCUCGCGCUGCCUCACUCUUCACAUGACGCAGCUCACCGCGUCUUUCAGGCAUCUGCAGAGCGAUGGGGUCUUGGGCUGGUGCGACAGUCACAGAAGAUGCUCCCAGUGUCUUCAGCCAUGCAAGGACUUGUGGGAGCUAAGGACAGUUAUGUCACAUAAAGCGUGUGAGAAGCAUCACGAGUGUGUGACCAGCGCUGAGUUCCUGAGCUCGCUGCAGAUGCUGAAGCAGGGCGACUGUCCCCCGCCCCAGAAGGCCUCGGGCUUCGCUGCGGCCUGUGUGGAGAGCUGUGCUGGAGACCGCGAAUGCUCCGGCACCAAGAAGUGCUGCUCCAACGGCUGUGGGCACACCUGCCAGACCCCGGCCAACCUGUACAAGGGGGUCCCACUGAAGCCCAGGAAGGACAUGACCUUUGUGGAGGACCAUUUGGGUCAGCUGGAGGUGGCCUGGAUGUCCAAGUUCAACGUGUCGAUCGAGCCGGUUCUGUACGUCCUGCAGAGGAGGUGGAACUACGGGAUCCACCCCAGCGAAGAUGAGGCAUCCUCCUGGCAGACCAUUCUCAUGACCAUGGAGGACCGCGUGGUGCUGAAGGACGUUCGGUCCCACAGAUGGUACCAGUUCAGGGUGAGCGCGGUCAACAACCAGGGCACCCGAGGGUUCACCACUCCCAGCAAGCACUUCUUCUCCUCCAGAGACCCGUUCCCCCCGGAGGCCCCGCGGAACGUGCGGAGGGGGAACCUGACGGCGGGGGCCGGUGGCGUGAACGUCCUGCUCCUGUGGGACCCCCCCAGGGAAGGGGACCUGCCCGUCCACCAUUACAAAAUCACCUGGAGCCCCCGCGGGCCCCGCAGGACCGGCCUGGACAGGAAGGAGAACUCCAGGGUCACGGAGGAGGUUGCCAGGGAGACGGUGCUGGAGCAGCUGCGGCCGGGGACGGCGUACCUGGUGCAGGUGCAGGCGGUGGCGUACUGGGGCCAGAAACGACUGAAGAGCAGCAGGGCACAGCUGAGCUUCACCACACCAACCGCAGGUACCACCGCAACUGCAGGGUCCCCGGGGUUGUCCAAUCCAGGCGCGGUCACGGAGGAGGUGUCCAAUGAGCUUCCCUCCUCCCACUCGUCUCCGCCCAUCCUCCGGUUGGAGGCCGCCUCCCCCCACUUCCACAACAACCAGCUUCAGGUGAAAGUUUUCUGGAAGAAACUCCUCCAAGAUACCCUGAAAGAUUCUGCUGGAUACCUGUUGAGGUGGUAUCCAAUAGUGUGCGCUAACAAUGUGACAAAGGCUGAGAAGACAGCCAAUGUACAGGGAACCCACUAUGUCAUCACGGGCCUGCAGUUUGCCUGUAAGUACAGGGUCGCCGUGGCACCCUUGUCCGGGCGGGGCGAAAGGUCGGAGGUCGUGACCUCGGUGACGACCCCGCGGUGCUCGUCUCUGAAGGGGAGGGGGCUGAAGUCGGUGUCCUGCACUAAGGAAGGGCGCCACCUGCUGGCCAGAAAGGCGCAGCUGCGGCCGGAGAGGCUGACGGCGGCCUUCCGCACGGUGAACGGGAGCCUGCAGGGGGAGUUCAGCUGGCAGGUGUCACGGGUCGUCCCGGGACAGAGCCCCAUCGGCGGGUUCCAGUUCUCCUGGGCCCAGGUGUCCGCUGUCAGCGGAACCGGAGCGGCUUCAGACACACUCAUCUCCCAGACCCAGAUCCUGGCCCCGACCCAGAUGUCCCUCACAGUGGACCACAUGCAGCCAGAGAGCGUGUACAGGGUGCAGGUGCAGGCACUGACAGCAGGGGGCAGCGGUCCCUCCGUGGCACGGACGCUGCACACACCCCAGCUCAACAGCACGCUGCUAUGAGCUAAAGCAGCGCAUUUGCACCUCAGCUACUCUCCACAAAGCCCAUUCCAGCAACAACAACAGGAUCUGUUUAAAAAAGACUGUAACUUAAACAAUGAUUGUAAUUAAGCCAACACGUGUGUCAUCCCACUAACACCAACAUUGCAUGAUAUUAACGAAUAAUACAUUUAAAAAUUAUAAAAACAUAGUUUAUAAAUUCUAUCAAUUUCUUGUAUUUUAAAUAUUUCAAAAGUUUAAUUUUGUAUCACAUAGUCUUUUUUUACAUGUAAAAAUAUGUAGCCCUGUUGUAUGUAGUAGUACCAUUAUAUUUUAUUUUGGCCAGUAAAAAUGAGCUAUGCUUCAUUACUUUUUUUUUUUACAGUUUCCUUUAAAUAAAUAUUUGCACCUAGAGCAGUUAUUUGCCUUUACAAAUAUGACCCUCUUUCUGUGUGUUUUGUAGUGUUUGGAUUCAUGAAGACACAACUCCAUAAAUUAUUAAAAAAUUCAGACAGCCUGCAGCCAGUUUGAAUUAACCUGUAAAAUGUUCCUUCCACACAUCUCUGCUGGUUUAUUUAUUGUGAUGUAAUUAAAAGUGUAAUAAAUGUGUAAUAAAUGUGUAAUAAAUGUAUGGUGUUUCCAUGUCACGGUAGACAUUGGUGGCAGGAAGUUCGAGGACUGAACAGAAGUGGUAUGCUUUCUUCAUGUUUUUGUGUGACAGCUGGAUGCUGAACCAAACCAUAAGGAGAUCACACAAGUUCACAAAACACUGGAUUGAAGCAGUGUGAAAUAUCGCACUCUAUGAAGUCAUACUCAACACUGUGAUAAAGGUUACAGAAUAAAUCCCUCUGCAGUACAAUGCGUUUCACUCAAAGACCUGACCCAGACCAGAACCAUCUGUCAAAGGUGCAUUGCUUUGGGAAAAACAAUGCACAUUACUUUGCCAUAUAUUGUGUGUUCUCUUGUUCAUGUUUAUUUACUGUAUAAUAGCAUACUUUCUUUUGUAAAUAUUGUAUUUGCCUAUGUGUAUACUAUUGUGCAUCAUC
This is a messenger RNA of Conger conger (European conger), 3053 nucleotides long. It is a transcript of the gene anos1b, whose product is annotated as anosmin 1b. Lineage: Eukaryota; Metazoa; Chordata; Actinopteri; Anguilliformes; Congridae. The coding region runs from base 70 to 2031 and encodes 653 amino acids. The transcript is spliced from 14 exons. Gene Ontology annotation, molecular function: peptidase inhibitor activity; protein binding. The record is from RefSeq and is a predicted model, not a curated record. Gene Ontology annotation, biological process: neuron differentiation. Gene Ontology annotation, cellular component: extracellular region; cell surface.